UAAUAAUAUUAUAGCGGCUUUACUGGUGGGUGAAGACCUCAGGUGCCCUUCUGCGCAUUAUCAAAGGCAUGAACGGCACCUGAGUAGAACCACCAACAUUCCAUAAGUUAGCAAGCUAGACUAUGCUUCCUCACACGAAAGGGUCAAAAGUCCCUGCCAAGAUUCAAACCCCAGUGAUAAGGGGCAAGUGUUUUGAAGUCAACAACCUUAACCACUAGGCCACACAUAAAUGUCAAUGAUUUCUGAAGUGCUUCUAUUAGAUAACAAACGGUAUGACGGUAAAUCCAGCGGAAACUCCAUAUCACCUCAGGUUAUUACACUGUUACUAAGAAUAGCAAAAUUCAUGUGAGUGAUGCACAAAUGCAAAAUUUAAUCAUUUUAAGUUUAAUCUUAUAUCAAAGACACAGCUAAAUUCUAUACCUAACAGCCUGAGGCAAAGUUAAAUUGUUUAUGUUAAUAUUCAAAGUAUUUGGACUAUACAACUAGAUACUUACAUGCAACAUUAAUUCAUAAAGCACAAUGGUAAUGGCCUGUAACCAUGAAGAAAAAGAAAUUUGAAGGUGGAUUAUCUGUUCAGUUUAGCACAGCAUUGGAUGAGAUCGGUUUUGGAGAGAAAGAAUCUCUGAAGAGGAUUUAUUCUAUGAACAAACUGUCUGAGGCAAAGAAUGUUGCCAACCAACAAUCCUCAGGAAAAAACGACUGCCACAUUGAAAAAAAAAUUGUUGGGAGUCAAUGUGAUGGAACUGGAUUUAAUCACUUUAAUGACUUAGAUUUUCUUGAAAUUGAUAACAGAGUACAUGUUUUGUGUAAAUAUGAGAAACAUUGCACAGAAUUUGCAAAUGAAACAGUGACUUUCCAGGCAGAUGGGAGAAAAUCUCCACCUGGAUACGUUCCUCUCAAACUUUUAAAAGGUAAAGAUGAAACUUACAAACAGCUUGAAUAUGCCCUUGUUGAAAGGGACAAUGAAACAUAUCUUUCUAGUGAUAAUUAUCUAAGUAAAAAGGAAGAUCUUUCCCAAAACAGCAACAGAUGUGACUGUCAGAUAAUUCGACAGCUUUCUCGUGCUGGACCUUCCAUUCCAAAACACAUCAAACAGAAUCCUUUAGCAGAAAGGAUUCUGUCAGACUUAAAUUUAAAAGAUAUGGACACAGACAUUGUAAGUGCCUUUCCAUGUGAUGCAGGACCCAUAAUGGAAGAAUGGAGCUCGAGGGAAAGAAAAAACGGAUGGCCAAGUAAAGAGACAAUUUCCCAUGUUGCAAAGCUUCAAGCUCAUGUGGUGCCAGUUGGUCAGCGGGGAAGCCAUAACGAAGACCUCCUAUGGAGAAUUUGCUUCACUCUUGGUGAGCUACAUCUCGUACAAAAUUUCAAUAGCAUCCAAAGAAAAAUAUUUGUGUUGAUGAAGCUAAUAGCAAAACAUUUCCUGAAACCAAUAUGCAAUGACAUAAGUUCUUAUGUCAUUAAAAAUGUCAUGUUUUGGAUUUCAGAAGAAAUUCUUGAAGAAGAGUUUCAUGAAGAAAAUUUUGUAGAAAUACUUCGAUACUCCCUAUCAUUUUUGUUAAAGGCAGUUAAGACAAAACAAUUACAAAAUUAUAUGAUACCAUCAAGGAAUCUAUUUGCGGGUAAAUUUGAAGACAAUGAUCUUUGCAUCCAAGAGCUUACAGAUGUGAUAUCAAAGUAUAUUAAUAAACCAGAAACACUUCUGCACGAUUUGGAACCGAUCUUCUCCGAUUUGAAAAUGGGACACAAGAUCGAAACUAUCGAGAGAAAAAUUCUAGACUCUUUAUCAACAGACGAGCUUGUAGAAAUGUACGUGCAAAUGAAUAAUUGCAAAACACCAGAAAGAAUGAUACAUCUUAACAUUCUAUACAAAGCAAUUCCAUUUUGGAACACCGACAUAUCUGGGGAAAUAUUGUGUUCCGAGCCUCUAUGUAACACCAAUAUUAACAAUUUUCAAAACCAUAUCCAACACAACAACAAUAAUGUUUUAGAAACAUGCCUGAACAAGAGUUCAAGUUUGUCACUAAAUAUGUCAGAUGUCACCAUGACCCAUGGCGACAGGAAUCUCUUUUUGUUUUAUCAUGUAUUUGUGUUUUUACCACACUGCUGUAUGUAAUCUGCUGGAAA
Molecule: messenger RNA, 2124 nt
Organism: Ruditapes philippinarum (Manila clam)
Lineage: Eukaryota; Metazoa; Mollusca; Bivalvia; Venerida; Veneridae
Exons: 2
Coding region: 539-2113 (524 amino acids)
Source: RefSeq, a predicted model, not a curated record